CAUGGCGGGACUAAAAACUCCUACCAUUUAGGAAACAACAGAAAACGACAAAGAUGAAGUUGAGGUCAGGGCCUUGGAAGUGGUCUGUACAAGGUCCUUAAAGACUUCCAACUUCCGCCCUGGCCGGCUUGGGGCGGCCCCAGCAGCCGGCCGUGGUGGCGAUGGCAGAGGCAGAGGAGGGGGUGCCGGCAGUGGAGCUCAGCGGGCUGCCCCCCGACAUCCCGGAUGAGCUGCUCACACUCUACUUUGAGAACCACCGACGCUCUGGGGGGGGCCCUGUGCUGAGCUGGCAGAGACUUGGCCACGGAGGCGUGCUCACUUUUGAGGAGGCGGCAGACGCAGCUCGGGUCCUGGCCCAGAAGGAGCACGUGCUGCAGGGCGCCCGGCUGAGCCUACGGCCGGCCCCACCCCGUGCGCCUGCCCGCCUGCUGCUCCAAGGACUGCCCCCUGGCACCCCACCCCAGCGCCUGGAGCAGCAUGUCCAGGCCCUGCUGCGUGCCGCGGGGCACCCGGAGCAGCCCUGCCGUGCCCUGGCCAGUCCCCGACCAGACCGGGCCCUGGUCCAGCUAUCGAAGCCCCUCUCAGAGGCAGAAGUCCGUGUGCUGGAGGAGCAGGCUCGGGCCCUGGACCUGGAGGGGGCCCAGGUAUCCCUGGCGCAGGUGCCCCAGGCCCGAGCGGUGCGCGUGGUGGGGGGCACUACCCCCGUGGACCUGCUGCUGCUGCAGCUGUACCUGGAGAAUGAGCGCCGGAGUGGCGGGGGCCCCCUGGUGGGCCUGCGCAGCCUGCAAGGGCCCCUGGGCACCGUGGUCUCCUUCCAGCAGUGGCAGGUGGCCGAGCGGGUGCUGCAGCAGGACCACCGGCUACAGGGCUCGGAGCUGAACCUGGUCCCCCACUACGACGUCCUAGAGCCCGAGGAGCUUGCUGCGGACGCCAGUGGAGGGGACCACUCGGCCGAGUUGGGGCCUGGGGCCACUGCGCAUGCCUUUCUGGAGGCCAGGGAGCCAGCGAGGGCACUGGAGGGUGUGGGGACUGUGACCUUGGGCUCUACGGAGGCACCAGGCCAAUCGGGAGCCCCGUUAAGGACAGAGCCCAUCGGGUCUCUGGGGCAGGCCGUGGGGUCCUCGGAUCAGGAGGGGCUGGAGAGCCUGGGGCUCCCGGGGUCUUCAGGGCAGGCAGAGCCGGUCAGCUCAAGGCCUGCAGAGUCCCCAGGCCCCGUGGGCUCAGUGGAGAAUGCCCCGGGGCCUCCAGAGCAGGUGGGAUCAGGGAGCCUGGAGCCGGGGGCGCCCCCGGAGCAGGGGGGGCUGGUGGAGAUGGUGCUGUCGAUGGAGCCGGGCACCAUGCGCUUCAUGCAGCUCUAUUACGAGGACCUUCUCGCUGGCCUGGGAGAUGUCGCCCUCUUCCCGCUUGAGGAAUCAGAUAUGACCGGCUUUCGACUCUGUGGAGCCCUGGCCCCGUGCCAGGCAGCGGAGGAGUUUCUGCAGAGCCUGCUGGGCAGCGUCAGCUACCACGUGCUGAGCCUGAAGCACCCGGGCAGCGCCAGGUUCCUGCGGGGCCCCGAGGGGCGGCACCUGCUCAGGGAGCUGGAGGCUCGGUUCCAGUGCGUCUUCGGGACGGAGCGCCUGGCCGGGGACGCCCUGGACACAGACCCCGCAGAGGUGGACCCCACUGAGGCCCUCCAGGCGCUCCCCGGCCAAGCCCACACUCCGUGGCCCCCCGACAGUACAGGCAGUGACCCGGAGAACCUGAGCCUCGAGGAGGUCCGAGAGCUACUGGCCACUCUGGAGGGCCUGGACGGGGAGGACUGGCUGCCCCUGGAGCCUGGGGAGGAGGAACCGGAGGAGCAGCCAGAGGAGGAGCCGCCAGAGGAGGAGCAGCCAGAGGAGGAGCCCGUGGCCCCCAGCACCGGAGGCCCCCAGCGCCUGGAGGAGGAGGCGGCGCUGCAGCUGGCUCUCCACCGGUCCCUGGGGCCGCAGGGCCAAGCGGCUGAGCAGGAGGAAGCUGCUGCGUUGCAGCGGGCGCUGGCCCUCUCCCUGCUGGAGCCGACCCCCCUGGAGGCCGAGGAGGAGUUCCUGGGCGGGGGGCCUGGCGGCCAAGCCCAGCUGGUGGUGCAUGUGGCCUUUGAGCAGGACCUGGACGAGCUGGACCGGGCACUCGGGGCUGCCCUGGAGGUGCACCUCCGGGAGGAGACAGUGGGGCUCCGGGGUCACACGCUGCCCGCAGAGCUGCUGGCCCGCCUGGAGCGGCGCCACGGAGUGAGCGUUGCCCUGCACGAUGACCGCACUGUCCUCCGGGGCUUUGGGGCCCAGCCCACCCGUGCAGCCCGCCACCUAAGGGCACUACUGGCUGGCCCCCGGGGUCAGAGCUUGACCUGUCCUUUGGAGGGUUCGCGCCCCACCGGGCCACAGCAGAGGCCGAAGGGGCCCUGGGGCAGGCUGGAGUGUCUGGCUGAGGACAGCCCUGAGUUCCAGGAGGUGGUGCAGACCUUCUAUGACACCCUGGACUCUGCCCACACCAGGAUCCGCAUCGUCCGGGUGGAGCGCGUGCUGCACCCGCUGCUGCAGCAACAGUACGAGCUGCACCGAGAGCGCCUGGAGCAGCGCUGCGAGCAGCGGCCGGUGGAGCACGUCCUGUACCACGGCACGUCGGUGCCCGCUGUCCCCGAAAUCUGUGCCUACGGCUUCAACCGCAGCUUCUGCGGCCGCAAUGGCACGCUCUACGGGCAGGGAGUAUACUUCGCCAAGCGCGCCUCCGUCUCCGUGCAAGACCGCUACUCGCCCCCGGACGCCGAGGGCCACAAGGCAGUGUUUGUGGCGCGGGUGCUGACUGGGGACUACGGGCAGGGCCAUCGCCAGCUGCGGGCGCCCCCUCUGCGCGCCCCGGGCCACGGGCUCCUGCGUUACGACAGCGCCGUGGACUGCCUCCGCCAGCCCAGCAUCUUUGUCAUCUUUCACGACACCCAGGCGCUGCCCACCCACCUCAUCACGUGCGAGCGCAUACCCGGGGUUCCCCUUCGGGACCCCUCUGGGCCCUCGGGCCACUCCCUGGACUCCUAACCCCAGCGGUCCCUCUCGGCUCUGUCCCGCUCGGCUGGCCUCCUGCUCUCCCCAGGCCCCAGCUGCACGCAGCCUUAGGGAUCUGCUGCCGGAGCCGCCCCUGCCUCCUGUCGAGGUGCGGGGACGGGGGAGCAGCGCGGAGGGCUGGGGCGGGUCCCCUCAGGGGCGCGCCCAGCCACCAGGGGUCAGCAGAGCCCAGGAGGAGGGCUGACGGCCCACACCCUCCGCCGAGGCCACACCUCGCUUAAGCGCGACUCUGUUAUUUGAAUAAACGUGGAACCAGGCAGAGGGACCUGCUGGAGCAGCUA
This is a messenger RNA of Myotis daubentonii (Daubenton's bat), 3361 nucleotides long. RefSeq names its product poly(ADP-ribose) polymerase family member 10 (gene PARP10). The coding region runs from base 162 to 3053 and encodes 963 amino acids. The record is from RefSeq and is a predicted model, not a curated record. Lineage: Eukaryota; Metazoa; Chordata; Mammalia; Chiroptera; Vespertilionidae. The transcript has 12 exons. Gene Ontology annotation, biological process: protein poly-ADP-ribosylation; negative regulation of gene expression. Gene Ontology annotation, molecular function: NAD+ poly-ADP-ribosyltransferase activity; transcription corepressor activity. Gene Ontology annotation, cellular component: cytoplasm; nucleus.